CGAUUGUAAAUCAGGUGCUGGGGCGUGAUGCUCGCCUUGAUGUUCGAUGGUGCUUCGUUCAUCACGUAUUCCACCGCCUCCUUGGUGCUGAUGUGUUCCAUGGUCAUUUUGAGGGUCGGAAAGUCCUUAACCAGCGGUUUCAUGAUUUCCUCGAUAAAGACGGGUUCCCGUUCGAAAAUAUCGGCGUGCGUGACCUCUGAAUGAAUGCAGAGCAUCAUCCCAACCUCCUGCAUCGCUUCCAGAACCGGGUAGAUAGCUUUGACGUUCGACACUCCAAAGGCAGAAUUGGUCGUAGCUCCUGCCGGGUAGUACUUGCAGGCGAUAAUAGUCGGUGUCCCAUCAGAGUUCUUCAUCGCGGCUGCCUUUCUGAUUUCUUCCGGAUCCGUGUUGUCGGUGAGAUAGAGCGUCAUCAGGGGUUGGAAGUAUGCUGGAUCUUGCCCAUUUUGCGCUAGUGCGGACAUGAUGCGCUCCUUGUAUUCCAGGGCGAGUUUGAUGGUGGUGACGGGGGGUUUCAGGUUCGGCAUCAUCAGACAACGACGGAAUCGAGGGUAUGCGUGUUUCAGCACAGAUGCUGUCGGCGGACCAUCUCGGCAAUGGUGGUGGAAGUCGUCGGGGUAGCGAAUAGUGAUCUUUUCGUUUUCCGUCAUCGUGGUGUCUUGCUGCGCGCUACGAAUCUAUUUUGCAAGUGAGAUAAGAUCACCACCAAGGGUUGUUCGAAAGUGAUGUGUUGCGGAAUUAUGGUGAUGCGAUCCUUCGAUAUGGAUUCGGGGAGGAUUGAUUUGAUGUUCUGAAAAAUUUCAUGGCAUAAAGACGUUUGACAUCUUCUCGUACGUCCGCCAUCCGUCGUCCGUCUGCGCGCCAAAAUUUCUGGAGAUUUUUUGGAUCAAGAAAAAAUCAUUGAUUUUCUUUGCGCGAUGUUCACGGCCGCAAGACAAAACAUUACGCAUUGCCAUUGGCACCAGAAACAACAGGAUAUGAUAGAAAGGCAAUAUUAUUUUUGCAUUCAAUACUGCUGUGGCGUUUGGUAAGGACAGGGUGAGCCUCGACAACCCAUAACGCACAUACUAUCGCAGCAUCCAAAUUUUCGAGCACGAUGUCUGACGAACAAUCUCAAUGUCAAUCCCAUUCCGAGUCGAAGGCCCUCACGGACAACCCGGUGUUUUCAUCGGCUGCUUUGUGUGUGGUUUUAAACCACCUCGGCCAGAGUUUUAGACCUGAGUACACCCACCAGCUUGUCGAAGGCGAAUGUUGGCGGGGGUACAGACCUAUCGCAUCGGUCCUUCGAGCAGCGAAUAGCAGCUACGAAAAGUCCGUGACCAACGGAAAGGAGCAACAAUCCUCGCUUUCAUCAUCGACAACGGCAACGACACCCGAUCAAUCCAUCUUGCACAAAUCCCACGGAAACCACAGCUCAGCCGCGAGCGAAUUGGAGAUCACGGUGGAGAUAGCUCCGUCGUGCCAAACAUGCUGUGUAGAGAUCAAACGUGCCGAAAGCAAACGCGACAAUCAAAAUUGCGACGAUGAACCAGCGACGAAACGACUAAAGACAGCAUUGGAUUCCGUAUCUCGGUCAGAAGGCAAUACAAGUUCGCCUGAGAAUAUUACCUCGUUGUCCUGUCAAGCUCCAAUGACAGAUUCCGAGAUCAUCGGCGCCUUGUCGAAGGCAUUGCCACGAAUAAUUUCCGCAAAUGCCGACGUCAAAAAAAGCUUUCUUUCCAAACCAAUUGGCGAUAUCGUGGAGGAGUAUUCGAUUCCUGCAACCACACAAAGUGAGAAUAGUCCUUCUGCAUCGGCUGUAGAAUUCGUUCUUACCGUUGCUGAUGGGAAAUUGCCAGAGGUGACCGAAUACCAAGAUUCCGUGCAAAAACUGUCUCUGUUUUACAUCGAGAAUGCGGAUACGGUAGAUGUUGGGAAGGAUGGUGACGGUGGAUUUUGGAAGAUCCUGUACCUGUUUCGAAAACAUACUCUACCCGCUUUUGACAACAAAUCGGGUUGCGAAGAUGGUGAUGCAAAGGAAAAGACAAAGAAAUAUCAAUUUCAAUAUUCGCUGGUGGGUUACGUCACCCUUUUUCAUUUCAAUGCCCUAUUCCACAAACCUGAGCCGGGGUGGAUUCUCCGUAUUUGUCAAGCACUGGUCUUGCCACCCUUUCAGGGCCAAGGCCACGGGAAACGGCUCAUGCAGGCCGUUUACAGCAUGGCUCACUGCACGAAUAACACAGAAAAUGCGAAAAGCAGCCACAACAUUGUUCAAGUGAACGUGGAAGACCCGGCUCCGGCGUUUAUUGCAUUGAGAAACAGCAUGGACUGGAAUCUUGUUCGGGAGCAUCACCAGGAAUGGAAUUGGCCACAAAAAGGAUCUUUAAGAGAAGAAAAUUCCAAGAUGGUGGCACCAGCGGACGAGCUUGUUUUGUUCUUUUCUGCCAUGACCGAAAAGGAGGCAAUGGAGGUGAGCACCAAAGCCAGGAUCACUCCGAAGCAAAUCCAUCUCACAAACGAGUUGCUAAAACUACAGGCGGUCCGUAAUUUUCUCGAUGAAGAAACAGUUAGUAGCGGAGACAAGGAAGCUAUUGAACGGUAUUUUCGUUUGAUGGUCAAGAGACGUCUGAACAAAGACCAUAGGGAUGAACUCUUGGAAUUACCUAGCAAGGACGAUCAGAAAGCCAGGUUGGCAGCGCUCUUUGCGGAGGAGGUAAAGGGUUACGAACGAAUUCUCACUAAAGGAUAAUGCAAUCUUUACCUUCCGGCGUCUGUCGAUUUCGCUUCCUUUCUUUUCCUUUGUGUCUACAUGAACCACUUGAAAUUCUCCUUUGCAUCCUUACGACUCCCAUGAUAGAAGCGAAGUUGAUGUACCUAUGAAAAUUCUUUGAUAUAUAACUUUUGUUUUAGGGGCAAAAAAGCAAAUAUUUGUUUUACUUUCUCCCACAGCUUUGUUGCAUCUUAUUGCAUUGCAUAUCAGGUAGCGAGUACGCAAAUGAAAAUCUAUUGGUAGCAGUAGCAGUAAACUUAUGUACAAAUUCCGUCGUGUUGACUAUCCGACAACCUCGACCUUCUUUGCCGCAUCAACUCCCCCAUCAGAAUUCGAAUCAACACUACCCCGCAUUCGAUUGAUCAGUUUGCCUUUGCGUUUCUCGAGGAACUCAUUCCAUUGAUCGCGGUGAUCAUUGCGAGCAUACGCAAAAGGAGUGUUUCCGCGAACAUCUUCUGUAAGCAGCAAGGCCGGAUCGGCGUGGUCUAUCAGCAGGUCCACAACGUCGAAAUUUGGAGUCGACGUCCACAGUGCAUCGUGAAAGGGAUUUCGCCCAAAGUCAUCGCACCGAUCUGUUCUCACCUUCACUUCCACUAAAAGAAAUUCGACAACCUUGCGGUAACCUCUUCUGCAUGCCAUGUGCAAGACAGAUUCACCAAAUUGAUUGCAUGCGUCCAUGCUUUUCCCACUUUGCCAUAACUGCCGAAGUAAGUCUAGGUUGUUCGAUCGAAUCGCCUUGACUGUCUCAAGAUCGUAUGCAGCGAUGUCUACCUCUGAAGGUUUCUGAAAGGUGAGUGCUUUUGGCGUUGUUAGUGAUGUUGAUUUUGGUGUUGUCAUCUGUUGUUGUACUGCCGCCGAGGAGUUUUCACUGCUGCUGCCGUUAACAGCAUCAGCAGAUGAAAGUAUUGUUUGAAGCACAUCAAGAGGUUUACGUUUCGUGACCUUAGGCUUGACGGUUGCCGCUGAGGAAUCCGAUGGUGUUUGCAUAGCUAUUGAUGUUGUUGCUUUGUUAGUUUUGGGUUUAGCUUUCGUGUGGACAACCCUGGGUUGUUGCGCAGGAACUUUUGAUGUUAUGGGGACAAGAUUGUUGCCGGUAUAAGGCAUUAGCUUCGGUGCUAAUGUCAUCUUUCGAAUGAAUUUUGAUUGAAUGACUGAUCGUGAUGUAUUCGAAUGACGUGAUGUUAUUUGUUCUUUUCUACUGCCAAUGGAUUGAGCUUGUGUUCAAACAAAGAGCAGUGCUCCCG
Molecule: messenger RNA, 3990 nt
Organism: Pseudo-nitzschia multistriata
Lineage: Eukaryota; Bacillariophyta; Bacillariophyceae; Bacillariales; Bacillariaceae
Source: the annotation of a GenBank genome assembly